AUGAACGAGUACCAAGCACUAACUCCAGAGAUUCAAGUUCCGAAGGAAUGGACGGUGGAUGGUAUAAAGAACAUAGUAGAAUACUUGGUCCAGGAUGCAAUUAAUUGUCAUCGAUCGGGAAAGAAGUUUGUCAUGACUGUAGGAAACGUGCCGGCUAUGAUUAAGGACAACGGGACCAAGCCGGGGUAUGUUUUCAAAAAGAUAAAAGAAAUAAAAAACGAAGACACUUGCAAAAUUGAUUUAAUAAUUCCGGCGAGAAUUACUAUAUUAAAGCGUACAAAUAUCGGUCCUAAUGACAAAAAAGAGGAGGCGGUAGAAUAUCUACCGAUGAAUCUUAAAUUUGAUCAUCCAAUUGCAAAAUUUGUUUCUACAAACCCUGAUCGUCACACAGUUAUGACAAUUGUUCCAGACGUUGAAAAGAUUUUAUUAUUGAAAGGCAUCGUAGGUUCAGAAAAGUACAAUUAUACCUUAAGAACGACAUAUAGAGUUCACAACAUCAAGUGGCUCGAUGAUACUAUGUCUGACAUGGAAACGGGCGAGUCUACCGCAGAAUCUUUCAUAGUUAAUGCACACCAGAUUUCGAAAAAUAAAUGGGACAUUGUGGGUUAUAACCGUCCGCCGCAACCUCAGUAA
Cotesia congregata is the source of this 633-nucleotide messenger RNA. NCBI's taxonomy places the organism in Eukaryota, Metazoa, Arthropoda, Insecta, Hymenoptera, Braconidae. The record is from the annotation of a GenBank genome assembly.